Messenger RNA from Mugil cephalus (flathead mullet), 3580 nucleotides. RefSeq names its product early growth response protein 1-like. The record is from RefSeq and is a predicted model, not a curated record. Gene Ontology annotation, molecular function: DNA-binding transcription factor activity, RNA polymerase II-specific; RNA polymerase II cis-regulatory region sequence-specific DNA binding. Gene Ontology annotation, biological process: regulation of transcription by RNA polymerase II. The coding region runs from base 1847 to 3112 and encodes 421 amino acids. NCBI's taxonomy places the organism in Eukaryota, Metazoa, Chordata, Actinopteri, Mugiliformes, Mugilidae. The transcript has 2 exons.
GAGAAGUUCAUUAACCACGCAAAGAUUUGUUCUUCUUGGGACGUAACCGCUAUGGUACAAAAAAUAUUUACAUUUAAUAAGCUAACUGAAAGCUGAGGUGGUGAGUGGGUUUAAUAUAAAUAAUGACAUUCAUGAAUAUCAUGAGUAAAAACAUACUCCAGCAGGAGUUGCACCAACAACACAUGAAGUCCAAGAACGAAGCUCAGCUGCAAAGAUAAGAAUAAUGAAUAAAGAUUAAAAAGAAGAGGCUUUUAUUGACAUAAUCUGGUGAAAAAGCUUCUUUCUCUUCUUUUACGUUGGGUGCAGCCGUCUCUGGUUCACCACAUUUCUUCUCUGGUAGACCAUGGUUCUCCACUAUCCUUCCAGUCUGUAAUAAAGUUCUUAAGCCAGUUUCAGUAGUUUCUAGAUGUUUCCUCUGCUUGAUGCAGCCAAUGAUUUGACCUUUCUCCACCAGAUUAACAUCUUCUCCUCCACCACGGGAUGUGGAGGAGUUGAGAAGCUCCUCAUUGUUCAAGAUAAUCACCGUGAACUAGUGAUCCACCAGGAGGCUCUGAACUGUUUGACCAGUUAAAUGUAUAUAAAGACUCAGACUUCAGGCUGUACCUCCUGAUCUGAAGGAGCGGUUGGAUGAAGCUCUGGAGAUUGACAGGAUCAGCCACUGAGAACUUGUUUUGGAGUUACACGAGGCAGACUUGGGCUAAAUGCAGCCCCUCGUAUCUUUCAUCUUAAGGUCUGGAUCUCUUAUAAUGUGGAUUCCCUGUAUGUGUUUCAUUAGUUUGGAUGUUAUAAUCUCAUUUUUAUGACAUGUCAGAGGAUGUCUACACCAAAAACCAAAACAACACCAGUAUCGUACAUGUCUUAAAGCAAUCAAUAAAAAUCUAAAUGACAAAAGAAUUAUUGUGAUUUGUGCCUCUGGUUGGGGGAGGACUGUCAGGUAUUUAUUCCCCCAUCAUGAAACCAGUUAAUUAUACAGAGCAAGCGACUGGUGUAUUGACCAAGAAAUGAAUGAAUUAUUGGUGGAAACGAGUCAUUCUUGUCCAGAUAUUAACAGAAUUUAAACCUGUAGGUGAUUACAAAUGAAAAAGGGUUCCGUUUACAUAAGGCCUGCAGUGGAUGGAUAUCUCCUGGAGUUACCAUGGCGACAGCAUCACUUGUGCAGGAAUGUCACAUGUGUCCCGGUAAACGUGUUUUCCUCUGCAGCACUGCGGAGCUGAAGGGGGGAGGGAGGGGAGGAGGGAGUGAAUGGGAGGUUGUUUUGAUCCUUUGCUCCAGUUAUGAAUAAAUAAAUAACUAAAUAAAUCAAAUGUAUUCGCGUUUAAAGCUCCGGUGCAUCCUCCUCCUUCACCUCCUCCGUUCAUCCCGCUCCUCUUGUGUAACCCGCUGCCGCAGUGAAGGAAACCCCGUCCGUCUACGUCGCUCUCCGGCCUGUCCUUGUAUGGUGCGGGGGGUGGGGAUAGAGGAGGAGAGGGGGGAGGGGAGGGGAGGGAAACCCGCCGUCAUGUCCGGAUGCUGGUGCCCAUGUUUGGGCAUCUACGAAGCGCGCGGCGGGGGGAAUCCCUCGCUUCGCUCUCCACCAAUGAAGCAGCGAAUGGAGUUACCUUGGAGACGGAGGGUAUAAAAGAGCAGAGAGCUCAGCAUCCUCCAGUAUCUUCAGCAUCCUCAGCUUCCUCCAGCAUCACCGGUUGGACUAACUCUGACUACCGGGACACCAGCGACUCCGGUGACGGAUUAAUCAAAGGACACUAGGAGGACAGGGAGGGAAUCCCCGGUUCAUCCAACAACCACGUUAGUCUGAGGACACCAGCUUCUUUUCUGCAACAACACCAUCAUUAACAAGAUUAAUAAAAUGCUUCUGGAGCGCGAGGACAGCUUCUUGUCUGAGUUUGAGGACGCGUGCAGCGCGUGGGUGGACAGUGUGGGCUCGAGCCCCAGCGACGGAGCGUGCGUGGACUCUGACGUGGGGUCCCCGUUCAGCCAAGUCUUCUCUCCGGGAACUGACGCCUCUGACUCAGACUUCUUCUCCGACUUCAGCGACUGCUCCUCGGACACCCUCUCGCCCUCCCUCGGCUAUAACGGCAGCUUCUUCCCAGAGCCGGACGCUCCUUCCGUGGCAGGGGGGCAGCUGAGCAGCACCGCGGACGCCAUCCUCAACAUGAUCACGGAGAUCGUGGGGAUUUGCACGGAGAUGGAGAUGGAGCAGGAGCAGCAGGGCGGGAGCAGCCUUUCCUCCCCGGCUGCAGCCUCCGGCUCCCCGCAGCUCCUCGACCCAAGCAUCCCUCCCCCCGCCUCCACCUCCGCCUCUGUCCCGGUGGUGGUUGUGAAGAGUGAGUUCGUGACCUCCAGCUGCAGCAGCGGGUGUGGACAAUCCUCCUCGGCCGGGAAUGAUGCGCUGUUCCCGGCCGACUCCCUCCUCCCACUCUCGGCUCUGGAGCAACAGGUGGAUGUUUCUGACUUCAUCGAUUCGCUCCUGAGCUCCGAGGCCGGGCAGAGCGACCUGAAUCCCGGCUGUGAGGUGAAACAGGAGCCACUGGGGCUGGAGGACUGGAUGAAGAGUUUAACGGCGGCGGCUCCGGUUACCGGAGGAGACCCCGGUAGCUACGUCAUCAGCAGACCGGGGGUCAAAGCGGAGCUCGUGCAGGGCGCGUGCCCCCCCUCCACCCUGGACGCGCACCUGCUCUCCUCCAUCCUGCAGGGCGCAUUCCCGAUGGUGAACCUCACUGGCGUGCACGCGGCCGGAGCUCCCAAAGUGUCACGCGGUGGCAGAAGAUCUCCCGCUAAGAACGCGCCCAAAGUGAAGCCGUUCUCGUGCACCGUGCAGGGAUGCGAGCGGCGCUUCUCGCGCUCCGACGAACUCAACAGGCACGUGCGCAUACACACGGGCCAGAAGCCGUUCCAGUGCGUCAUCUGCGCACGAAGCUUCAGCCGCAGCGACCACCUGACCACGCACACGCGCACGCACACCGGGGAGAAGCCUUUCUCGUGCGACGUGUGCGGCAAGAGGUUCGCGCGCAGCGACGAGCGGAAGAGGCACGGGCGCGUGCACAUCAAGCAGCAGUUUCGCGCGCAGAUGAUGGCCGCCUACUCCUUGGCCAUGAACGCGCCUGGUGUGUAAAUUCGCUUGGAUUUGGAUUUGAACCGUCAACCGGAAACGUUUCCUUGUGACGUCACACCGAAGGCUGUUUUAGCUGACGCGGGGAUGAGGACCCGUCACGGGGGUCCAGGUGCUCAGAGGUCCUCUCAGGGCGCGCAUGCGUGGCUGCGAUGCUCUGGUUUAGCUGUCAGUCAUCCGGUGCUCCCACGUGGGGGCGUGGACUCUCGAGGAGCAGGUGCGUGUUUACCUGUGGAAACGUGACGUCUCGUGCAUGAAGACGUGGACGUGUUUCUAUGUUUGUGAGACGUCUCUAAUUUUUCCAGAUGGCUCGUCUGUCCGUUUCCACGGUUACGAGGACAAGUGUCUGCAGAGACACUGACUGGACUGAGGCCGAGGCCGCACUGGUGCUUUGUGGGAUAUGUGUCCCGUGGAAAAGACAAUGUUUACUGCAUGAAGGCUGCUGUCAAUAAACAAACAAACAAACAAACA